This is a messenger RNA of Paramisgurnus dabryanus, 3865 nucleotides long. NCBI's taxonomy places the organism in Eukaryota, Metazoa, Chordata, Actinopteri, Cypriniformes, Cobitidae. The record is from RefSeq and is a predicted model, not a curated record.
GAAUGAAAGUUGAGUGAAUGUUGUGAUUGUUUAUGUAGUUAUUAAAUAUGAGUGACAUUCUUCGAGCUUUAAAAGACCACUUCGGAUUUGACAAGUUUCGAUCUCAGCAGCAGGAGGAUGUCGUGAACGCGGUGCUUAAGGGUGACAGAGAUGUGUUUGUGUGUAUGCCAACUGGAGCAGGGAAAUCUCUGUGCUAUCAGCUCCCUGCACUUCUGGCCACUGGCAUCACCCUGGUCAUUUCUCCUCUGAUUGCACUCAUUCAGGAUCAAGUGGAUCGCCUCAAAGCUCUGAAUGUUCCAGCACGUUCCAUCAACUCCAAACUUCCAUCAGCCGAGCGUCGUCAGAUCCUAGCAGACCUGGAGAGCGACAGUCCUCGUCUCAAACUGCUCUACAUCACGCCAGAGAUGGUGGCCUCGCCGUCCUUUCAGCCCUGCUUGAACUCGCUGUGUUCACGAGGUCUUCUGGCGUAUCUCGCUGUGGAUGAAGCUCACUGCGUCUCUCAGUGGGGACAUGACUUCAGGCCGGACUAUCUGAAGCUGGGUGACCUCCGCUCUCGUCUGCAGGGCGUUCCUUGCGUAGCGUUAACCGCCACGGCACCCAAGAGAGUGCAGGAGGACAUCGAGCGCUCGCUCAGACUUCGAUCGCCACUUGUUUUUUCCACGCCUGUUUUCCGUAAAAACUUAAAAUAUGAUGUCAUAUUCCGAGAUUUGUUGCCUGAUCCUUAUGCCCACUUGCUUGGGUUUGCUAAGGAAGCACUGGGUGGAAAUCCAGCAGGAAAGGGAUGUGGGAUUGUUUACUGUCGAACCAGAGAGAGCUGCGAGGAAGUGGCAUUUAAAUUGACUAAAUUAGGAAUAGCUGCCAAGCCAUACCAUGCGGGGCUGAAGGUGGCCGAUCGCACGGAGAGCCAGUCUGACUGGAUGGCGGAUAAAGUGGCUGUUAUUGUAGCCACCAUCAGCUUUGGUAUGGGAGUAGACAAGGCCAAUGUCAGGUUUGUAGUUCACUGGAAUGUAGCGAAGUCUUUGGCGAGUUACUAUCAGGAGUCAGGACGAGCGGGUCGUGAUGGACUGCCAUCCUCCUGCAGAAUAUACUACUCAACCAAAGACAGAGACCAACUCAACUUCCUCAUCCGGAAAGAGAUUGCACGCAAACAGGAAAAACGAGGAUCCGAGAAAGAGCAGGAUAAAGCUCCCAUCCUGGACUUUGAUGCUAUGGUUGCUUUUUGUGAACAAGAAGGAUGCAGACACGCCACCAUCUCCCAGUUUUUCGGUGAUCAGAAACCCAACUGUGCUGGCGCAUGUGACUUCUGUCGGGACCCCAAACUCGUCCGCGCUCAACUUGCAAGAGCAGCAACCCUCACCACUAGAACCGGCCCGGCCCAGAGCACCCAGCCCAGUGGUCCGUUCGGAUUUGAUCCUGGACUCUAUGCGGGAGGCAGGAAGGGUUAUGGGUUUGAGAGAUAUGAUGAGGAAGAGGGUGAAGAUGCUGAAGAGGAUUCUGAGAGGAGAAAAAAACAGUUUGGAGAUCUCUUCAAGAAGCAGAUGAGCAUGAGAAAGGGUUCAGAUGUGGGAAGAGAGACAUUUGUUCCACCAGAUGCGGACUGUCCGUUAAAGGACGCCGGUAGUCAGAAGAUCCCCAGACUCACAGUGAAGAGCAGAGAGCACUGCCUGUCUCUUCUGCAGGAGUGUCUGAUCAACCACAAGAGGGCACUAGAGAACACAAAUAGCUUUGACACACUCGAUCAGGCCGUGCAAAUAGAGUACGAGAUCUUCAAAACCUGUAAAUCAGCCAACUUGUACAAAGCUGCGGUUCUCAAGAGAGUGUCAGAGAUGAAGAAAGCUGUGGCGUCAGACGUUUCUGAAGACAGACGGACAGAGACUGAUGAAGAGGCCGGACCCUCCUCUUCCUCAUCUCAACCUCAACCUGAUCUGCAAGGCUUCACUUCAGCCUCUCAGAUUUACUCCCUAAAGAGAAAGCGAGUAGGUGCAGGUUUUCGUGGUUCGUCCAGCUUGUUUCAGACGGCUGCAGAUCUUCUGAAAGAAACUCUUGCUACAAACACGUCUACAGACCCCAACUGUGAGGAGGAGGAGGAGGAGGAGAAGGAAACGGGAGGAAAACCAAAGAUUAAAAGCAGCACUUCAUCUCCUGUCAAAGCCAAAAGCAGCACAACUUCCUCCCUGAGCAGCCCAAAUAAAAAACUCACUAAGAAACAGCAGAAACUAGCAGAAGCAGCCAAAGACACCCGCUGUAUAUCACAGUAUUUUGGAAAAAAGCAAGUAGACCCCAUCCAGAUAAAAGGAGGAAAUGUGUCACCAUCAGAGCUCAGGGAGGAAAGCUCAGGAUCUCAGGAUCAUUCAUCUUCUGACUUUAUAACAGUGAAGAGCAAUUCAACAGAUGUUUCAGGGAGCGGUGGUCUUUUGGAGAACCCUGCUAUGAACGCAAGUCCUCCUCUAGAACCGACGGUCAAACGAGAUGAGAUGGACUUGGACCCUGAGGUCUCCACUGAUCCAGGGAUUGAGGGAGAGAACAACAAAUCAGGGACCCAGGAAAUGCAGCCAAAACAAAUAUAUGAAGACAGGUCCCAGUCGCCUCCUGUUAAACGCAGCCGCAUGCUAAAGGAAAUAAGGAGAGUGACCUUUGACCCAGUGGUGCAGGAGAAAACGAUGAAUGGAGACACUGCUGAGAUUCAAGAACACGCUGUGACACUGAAGGAAGCUGCUGAUGUCGUGGUUAAAUGUCUGGAUCCUUUCUACAAAAAGGGAAAAUUUGCCAAUAAGGACUUGUUCAAAUCUUUCGCCCGAUUCCUCUCCCAUCUCCUCACUGAGAAAAAAAAUGUAAAUCGAGUCCAAGUGAAGUUAGAAGCAAUAAAGUUCAUCAAGAGUUUCUUCAGCCGGAUCGAGCGCUGUGAGAGCGAAAUGGACUGGAAGCACUUGAAAAUCAAAGAUAGAUAGAAAUCACAGUGUCUCUGUGUCCUAUCAUCAAAACCUGUGAACGUCCUCCAUGUGUGGAUGCUGUAUGUUUAGCGACAGGCUGCUGUGUGUCUCAGGUUCAUCGUGAGGGCUUAUGCACAUAUUGCACACAAAUCUGAACUUUACCCGUUUUAUUUUUAAGGUCCGAACAGACCGCAAUAACUGUUAUGUAGCGUUUAUUGCUGCUAAUGCGCUCUAUAGUAGUACGAACUGUUAUGCAAACUACAUUAAAAAGGGCAAAUGUGCACAAAUACAAAAUAAGUAGUAGUUUACAAGGAAUAAAUUAAGAAAAAAGUAACUAAUGUACUCGCCCGUGUUUACUUUAUUUAUUUUAUUAUUUAGUUUUUCUUUGUGUUGCUUUUAUAUAGAGUAUAGAAUAUAGAUGAGUCUUAUAGUUCAUAAUGACCACUACAGUCAAUCUUUAAAAAAGCAUGUAAACUGUCUAAGUGCCAAUAUGACGUAUACACUGUGUUUCAGAUCAAGUUUUGUGUGAAUUUCAGUAGGGUAUGACUCACACAAAGAUAUUUUACAGCACCAGAAGACAUACAGCAUAAUUGUUUGGGAUGCUUUUAUGCCUCCCCUACUGAAAAAAACUUGUGAGCUGGUUUAAGCUGGUCUCCUAUCUUGGUAAUAGCUGGUUUUUCUGGUGUAGCAAGCUGGUCUUACUGUGUUUUGGUCACUUUAUAAGAUGUUCAGGCUGGAACCAGCUACUACCACCUUAACCCGGCUAAAACUAGCUACCAGCUUAUGCUGGUCUUUUUCAAUAUGGUAGCUUUACAGGCUAAUCGCUAUUAUGAAUAGUAUGCAAACGAUCUGCUUAAAGACUUUCAACACGUAUGUAACAGCUGUAUGGGUUUACAACAGUGUGUCAUGGAAAAACAAUAAAAUAAUACAUUUUU